Pygocentrus nattereri (red-bellied piranha) is the source of this 4684-nucleotide messenger RNA. RefSeq names its product zinc finger protein 653 (gene znf653). NCBI's taxonomy places the organism in Eukaryota, Metazoa, Chordata, Actinopteri, Characiformes, Serrasalmidae. The transcript has 10 exons. The record is from RefSeq and is a predicted model, not a curated record. Gene Ontology annotation, cellular component: nucleus. Bases 142 to 2142 code for a protein of 666 amino acids. Gene Ontology annotation, biological process: regulation of transcription by RNA polymerase II. Gene Ontology annotation, molecular function: transcription coregulator activity.
AUAACAGAUUAUUUAUGCGUAAAAAAUCAUUUCACAUUCUGGCAAAAACAUCUCGGUUUCCUUUAAAGGCGCGUCCUCAACUUCCGUUCAAACCGAAAAUCCCUUUAAGAAGAACCACAACAACUCACAGCUGACAGCAAGAUGGCGACUCUGUGCUCGGAUAAGACGGACAGUCUGGACUCUAGCGGCUCCGGGGACCAAAUUAAAGCUGUUUUACGGCGUUGCAGGGGUCGACCCCGACUAUCGGACUCAGACAGGGCUCAGAGGAGACUCGAGUCGCGAAAGAAGUACGACGUCCGGCGGGUUUAUCUCGGAGAGUCGCACAAAAUUUGGAGUGAGCUACGCCGGAGGACCAGCCUGAGCGACGCCGGACUGGCCGAGUAUUUAAUCCUGUUGAACUCGGCGUACGGAGAGAGAUACCAGCAGAAAUACGGCGCGUACGUGGACCGUCACCUAUACAUUUUAAGUGUCAGCAAAAGGAAGAAGACGGCUCCAGAACUGUGCAGAAACCAGAAAAAAGGGAAAAAGGUGGCUGUCACCAGUUUGCACAGCUUAGUGAGCUGGUACCAGGAGCACUGCCAGACAUGUCCUCAUGAGCCUGAACUUCGGGCAGUGGAGCCAACGCUGGGUCUGUCCACCUCUGUGCUGUGGCAGUGUGAUGCUGAACAUUCUUUUGUACAACACAUCUCAUGGGCUGCAGGAGGUGCUAGUGAGUCUGAGGACGAGGACGACGCUAGGGAGGAGCCAGAAGAAAAAAGGGCUGUUGAGACUGCUGCAGCUGCUGGUGGCCUCAGUACCAGGGCUGCUCAAAGAGUGCUAAACCAAAGCCAACUGUCAGAUGCACCAGACGAGUUGGAGAGUGCCACAGCACAAGUGUCAGAAGUGGCCCAUCAGAUGUGCUCCACAACUCUUAGUCAGCUCCCAGGAGCUCCUGUAGCUGACCGGCUCUCCAUCACGUCUUCUCAGUCACUGGUGAACCAGGCCACCUGGGAGGUGGGCGUAGGACCAGAGGGGGAGCCAACCGUGCCUGAGUCUGAACACAUAGCUUCAGACCAGGAUCUGGCAACAGAAAGAUUUCCUACAGAGGCAGCCGACCUGAAGGCCGAAAGUGCAGGAAGGGGCAGGGCCGUGACGGAGGAUUACGAGUGUGUGGUGGUCACAGCAUCUUUAAUGGACAGCCUGGAGGGAUCAGACGGGGACAGUCAUGUCAGAGGAGGUGUGGAGGAAGGCGGUGCCCACACACUUUCAGAAAGCGCAGGUCACACACCAAUGGCAGCUGCUCCAGUGCAGGGGGAGUUGUUCGAGACCCAGGCGCUUCAGAGUGUGGUGGGCAGCUGUGAGUUGCCAGACCAGCGGGCCACAUUGGAAGGAUCUCAGCUUAUCAUAAUCACAGGUCCCAGUUAUGAAGCUCUAACAUCUGAAGGCAUUCAGCUCAACAUGGGCAGUGGGAAUGUGGAGGAAGUCACCUGCACAGUGAUUGAUGGCGUGGCCUAUAACCAGAUGUGCCAAUCAGGAGCAGUGCUCCGAAGCAGCAUACCAGAGACUGAUAACAUCACAGAUUUGAAUGAAAAGCAGCUUUUGGAGCCCAGUGAGGAAUCACACACACAGAAAGAUUUGCAGCGCUCCCCCAACAGAUCUUCUAAGAGAAGUCGGCGGGGCCCAGUCAUUGAGGCGGACGGCAUGCUGAAGAUGUUUCACUGCCCAUACGAGGGAUGCAGUCAGGUGUAUGUGGCCAUCAGCAGCUUCCAGAAUCAUGUGAACCUGGUGCACAGGAAAGGCAGGACAAAAGUAUGCCCACAUCCAGGCUGUGGGAAGAAGUUCUACCUCUCUAACCACCUACAUCGCCAUAUGAUCAUCCACUCAGGAGUGCGAGACUUUAUAUGUGAGACAUGUGGCAAGUCCUUCAAACGCAAGAACCAUUUAGAGGUGCACAGGCGAACUCACACAGGCGAAACGCCGUUACAGUGUGAAAUCUGUGGCUACCAGUGUCGGCAGCGGGCCUCCCUCAACUGGCACAUGAAGAAACAUACACCCGAGGCUCACUACAACUUCACCUGUGAACACUGUGGAAAGCGCUUUGAAAAGCUUGACAGUGUCAAGUUCCACAAACUCAAAAGCCACCCAGACAAACAGACUACCUGAAAGGAAAGGCAAGACCGAUGGAUUUAGAAAAGGGCUUCUGCCGGUACCAGUUUUAACCAUCAACCAGCAUGGUUGAUGGUCAAAGUCUCCUGUUGGUGCACUUAGUUUUGUGUGGUAAAAGUUUAAACAUGCUGAUGACUAUUUAUCAAGCUUAAAUAUUGGCUUGAAAAGGAAAUUGUUGCACAGAAUGACUGUGCAAGAGAAGAAGGUGGAAUUAAGCAGGUCAGGAACGAGGAAAGCAAGAAAGGAAAAGACCCAAAAACCAGCAAGUAUGGGUCAAAAGAGCUUAAUGAGUGAGAUUUUAACCAAUGAAUUUGUUUCCUUGUCGUACGGAUGUGUUGUCCAUUUGCUGUGCUGGACACAGUUUCCAUGGUUGAAAGUUCCGCCCUGCCCAGCAUGGGGUAUUGUUUUCAUGUCUUUUUCGUAUCAUCAUCUACGUUGUGUUUUGUCCCACUCUGUGGCCCAUUAUGUGGCCCUUCAGUGUUGAUUGAAAGGCACAUCCCCAGAAAACCUCUCAAGAUGGUGGUUGGAGACUGCUAUCCCCAAGCUGCUAUAUUUAAAACCUAUCACAGGAAUCCUAGAUACAGAGCACUAUGUAAGUAACUGGAAAGUGGCCUUUUUUAUCACUUUGGCUCUGUAUGUCAGUGUGUUGGAUUUUAUUGAGAUGAUGACUAAAUUUAAAGUGCAGAGUAUGUCAGCUGUAAUUCAAGAGUGCUAGCAUCUGUAUUGGGUGUACUAUUUUAUACUUAUGGGCUUAAGUAAUAGGCCAUUCUUGUUUUGUCACUAGCUGUGUGUCAUAUCAUUACCUCCUCCACAUCAGGACUAACAGGUGUAUGGAACUGUUUCUAGAUCUGGAGCCUGUUUGUAUUGGCUUUCAACUGGCUGUAGAAAAGCGGUAAAGGAGACUGAAAAAAAAAUCAUACUAAAUUAGUCAAACGCAGAGCCAAAAUAUUGUUUUAAAAUCAGCUCCAACCUACAAAGACACCACACUGGUGAGAAACAUGUUAAAUUGUCCAACUUUUUAUGGACCCCUCGGAAAUGGUCCUCUUGGGUAUUUACUAUGGUAUUCACUCACCAUAGUGCUGUUUUCAAAACGGUUCAUUAUACACUAGAUAGCAUUUGAACUGACUGGAGAAAGACCAUGGAACAACCAUAAGUUUUAUCAUUGAGAAUUCAGAAAAUGCUGCUACAUGGCUGACACACUAUAUAGUGCAAUGUUUCUCCAAUGGGGACCCGCUUCAAAGAGUUUAAAUGUAAAUAAGCUCAUUUUAACGCUGACGUUCUGCACUUUAACUUUUAAAACAAAAUGAUUACUCACAAAAUUAAAUAUGCUGGAGUAAACAACAUACCAAAGCAAAAGUUAUAGCUGUCCACAUACUUAUGACUUUUGUUGACUUGCUGCCUGUUUCAACACUAUUUUUAACAAGCCCUCACCAACUCGGCCUCACCAUUUUCUCUUUGAGAGAGAUCCCUGACGCCACCUUAAGGGCCGUUCCACUUCAGCCCAAGUGGAGUUUCAGAUGGGCCCAGCCUGUCAUUCUGAUUCAACUUUCUUGCUCUGCUGGCUUUCUAUUUAGCUAGCUAAAGGUUUCACAGCUAGCAACAACAAACAAUAAAGGUCAUAUACUAGUUUUGAAGCAAACAUCACCAAGCAAAGCGGUUUUUUACACAGUGUAUGUACAUUAUGUUCAGACUUCUCAAAAAAAAAAUUCUCAAACUUUUUUUUUCUUUUAAAAACUGCAUUAUAAAGUUUGAAUGGCCUGAUAAUUAGCUCACUCUGGCUAACCUAGCCUAGGCAAGGUCCUUCUAAGAUGGUCUGUCCACUUGCUGGCCAUUUAGGCAAUGCCCCAAGCAGCAAAGUCCAGUCAUACAGAACCAGAAGCUGCAUUAUAGACACAUCUUAACUCUGAAAUCUUAUCUGUUUAGUUGUCAUGACAACUUUAGACUGAAGUUAGGACAGCAGCUAUUAUGUAACAACAGUUCUUAAAUUCUUAAUCUUACUUAAUCCUAACUCCAAGUGAGAAAGCAGUCUUACACAAACAUCCUAACUAGGCAGAAUUUCCUUAAUUCUUAAUUCUAUCCUAACUUUAAAACAACCCCAGAGCUGUCUUAACUUUUAUUUUAACCAUCCGUUUCUGUCAUUUUUAGGCAAAUGUUUACUAUAAUUAGCAUAACGACAUUACAUUUAUUUACAUUGCAAAAUGGUGCUUGUGAGAUGUUUUGUUUUCUAUUUCUGCCUUUAGAAAAUCUCAGACACAAUCUCCGCCAUCCGCUCUUAUUACCUUCUUACGUUCAUGUUGAUGAAGCCUUGUCAGAUAAAACAUCACGGUGAUGGUGGUAAAUAAUGAGGAGACAGAGCUGAACCUGUGUUUGUUUAUUAGCAGGAAUAGCGUUAACAUGGUUGGCUAAAGUAUCUGAGAAAUGGAAACUGAAACUGGGGUGGUGGUGCUAUGAUAAACAGCAGGGGGAGCCCUUGCAGUGUUCUUAAUCUCUAGUUCAUUGCACUUUAGUUUUGUCCUUUUUUUUUUUUUUUUUUUUUUUU